AUGCCGCAGCAUACCCGUACCGACGAUAGAUCCGGCGACAGUCGCCAGCCACCGUCGUCGCGGUCGUCGUGCUGCGGCGUCGCAUCGUCGCGUCGCCGUCAUGCAAUCGUGUUGUCGCUUCUCAUCGUCGCGAGCUGCUUCAGAACGGCUUCAGGCUACGCCUGUAGCGCUGUGCCCAGCUUUGCGCUGCUACAGCCGAGGCAUCUCAACCGCGUGUCGAGAUAUGCGAGCAUGGGGUAUGAUGGCGGGUGUGACUGCUGGAGUGUCAGCCUCAACGUGGACUGGCGCGACCUGCAGGGCGUGCAAGGCGUGCGCAGCGAGGGCGCGUGCAAGGCGUCAUGGGCGAUCACAGCAGUGAACGCGGUGGAACUGACGAUGGCCAUGAUUGCGAGCCAGCUAGAGUCGUACGACUGUGCGUUCAACAUCUCAGUGCAACAGGUUGUUGACUGCGAGCCGAGCAGCAGCAGCUGCAAGGGCGGAUGGCCCGCGUCAGCAUUAGACUACAUGGUGGAUGCCAGUAACGACCUGGGAGGGGUGGUGCCGGAGCAGCAGUACCCUUACAAAGGGAAACAAGCCAAGUGCAAUGCGGGGAAGAUCGCCACCGCAUCAAUACCCCUGGGACUCGCCCGCUACGAGCAGGUGGACUACUACGGCUGGAUCGGGCUCAUGCUGGCCGUGCAGGUGCAACCGGUCAUUGCCUUCGUGCGCGGCAGCUACCCGUCCUUCCAGAAAUACAAAUCGGGUGUCUACGAUGACCCCGGGUGUGCAGCAGCAGGCAUAGUGGAUCACGCAGUGCUGGUGGUGGGGUAUGAGUUCACGGGGUCGGAUGGGCAGGGCAAUUGGAUCGUGCGCAACUCGUGGGGCACCAAGUGGGGCGAGCAGGGCCACAUGAGGAUGGCUUUUGCGGGGAGCAUUGGGAUUUGCGGAAUCCAUUCCGUGCCAGCUAUCUACCCCAUUAUUCAGGUGCCGUCCCCCUGUGACUCGCCUCAGAAGCCCUGUGGGGGCGGCAUGUGUGUGCCUGAGGUUGGUGGCUACUCUUGUCAGUGUCCGGCGGGCUUUGUCAGUUACACCAACGACGACGGCACCGCGACUUGCGCCCCUUUGGACGCGUGUGGUACACAGGCGUCCAACCCCUGCCUCACAGGCACAUGCAUCAACGACAAUGCGGGCGGCUACUUCUGUCUUUGUCCGCCGGGAUAUGCGAAGGGCAGCCUCACGCUCGGAUGGGAGACCUGCACACCCUCCACCGACCCGCCCACCACGCUCACCUUCCCCGUGGACGUGGACUGCCCGCGCGUCUUCCAGCUCUACGGCCUCUCAGAGGAGGCGUUCCUCGCGCAGAACCCCGACCUGACCUCCCCAUGCACCACCAUCCCUGCCAACACCGAGAUCAACGUGGCUCCAACCUCCACCUGCAUCAACUGCAGCCUCUUCUACUCCUGGACGCAUGACGACACCUGCUCGGCUGUAGCGGGCCUUUUUGGGAUUGACGAGACCGAGUUGACUCGCUUGAAUCCCGGCCUCGACUGCUCGGGCACCGAAUCCUGCCAAGCGCCCUCUCCUGGCCAGCAGGUCUGUGUGCGCGAGGGGGAGGGCAUGGCCUACCCCAUGUGCAUGUGGUGGGAGGGCGUGAAGCCAGGGGACACGUGCACCACCCUCAUGGCGCGGUACAACCUGCCAGCCCUUGUCUUCUUCUGGCUCAACCCAGGCCUCGCCUGUGACAAUCUCUUCCCCAACGGCAUGGACAUCACCGGCGUGCAGGUGACACCUGGGGGAGGUGACAUUGGGGGGAGGUGGCUACUGGGAUGGGGAAUGGAUGGAUUAUGGAGCUCGGGGAAAAUGCCCUCGCUUUCUUCUGGCUCAACCCAGGCCUCGCCUGUCACAAUGUCUUUUCCAACGGCAUGGACAUCACCGGCGUGCAGGUAUUAUUGGGAGGAGGUGAUAUUGGGGGCAGGUGCCGUCUCUUUCUUCUGGCUCAACCCUGGCCUCGCCUGUGACAACCUCUUCCCCAACGGCAUGGACAUCACCGGUGUUCAGGUGACACCUGGGGAAGGUGCUUUCUGGGCAAGCAGUCACCCUGCAGGCAAACCGCCCUUCAAGCUUCCACCAUGGCAGCAACCUGCGUGGCAGCAGCGGCGGGCGAGGCUAGUUAAAGCAGGGGUGUUAAGAGUCGGGCGGACGCCGGUGUCGAAGCGGCGGUGCCUGGCGUUCUACUCGGUGACGCGGGGGGACUUCUGUGCGCGCAUCAUAUCUCUCAAGUUCCAGAACAGCGCGCGGAAGAUGUCGGAGCUGAACAACGGUGCGCUGGCGCCUAACGCGCUGGCGCCAUGCGCGCUGGCGCCUAACGCGCUGGCGCCAUGCGCGCUGGCGCCAUGCGCGCUGGCGCCUAACGCGCUGGCGCCAUGCGCGCUGGCGCCUAACGCGCUGGCGCCAUGCGCGCUGGCGCCAUGCGCGCUGGCGCCAUGCGCGCUGGCGCCAUGCGCGCUGACGCCAUGCGCGCUGGCGCCAUGCGCGCUGGCGCCAUUCGCGCUGGCGCCAUGUGCGCUGGCGCCAUACGCGCUGGCGCCUAGCGCGCUGGCGCCUAACGCGCUGGCGCCAUGCGCGCUGGCGCCAUGUGUGAACUUGGUGCCAAAACUUCUCCACUACCACUUCUGCUCUCUUUCCUUUCUGCUGCAGAUGAUGCCUUCUGUGCAUGCUGAUGUGGUAUAUUUUAUUCUUGAUGCCUUGGAUUCGAGUUUUAAGCCACACGUGUGA
Molecule: messenger RNA, 2754 nt
Organism: Closterium sp. Yama58-4
Lineage: Eukaryota; Viridiplantae; Streptophyta; Zygnematophyceae; Desmidiales; Closteriaceae
Source: the annotation of a GenBank genome assembly